AUGCGUCUCUGCGUUGACUCCCCCGGCCCAGGUGUGUACGUGUGCGCCAAGUGCGGCUACGAGCUCUUCUCCAGCCGCUCCAAGUACGCACACUCGUCCCCGUGGCCGGCCUUCACCGAGACCAUCCACGCAGACAGCGUGGCCAAACGCCCGGAGCCCCAUCGCCCCGAAGCCCUGAAGGUGUCUUGUGGCAAGUGUGGCAAUGGGCUGGGCCACGAGUUCCUGAACGACGGUCCCAUGCGUGGGCAGUCCCGAUUCUGAAUCUUCAGCAGCUCGCUGAAGUUCAUCCCUAAAGGCAAAGAAACUUCUGCUGCCCAGGGGCAGUAGGUGGGCAGCCCUCCCCCCCCAUGGACUCGCGGUGGCUGGCUGGGCCCUGGCUGUGGCAUCUCAGCAUUCCUACAAGAAGGCAGGGCGGGGGUGGCUGAGACAUCGGAAAAGACAGACUCCUUGCACAAAGCACCCCAGAGGCCAGGGCUGAGCCUCGGCCUUUCCUGACGCACGCGGUCUCAGGAGACUUACAUACUGCCAGGAGAUUUAUACAUAUGCCCAUGUGCCCGUGUAUUCUUCCCAUUUCCUCCCUGGCUCUCUGUAUCUCUUGCGAUGGACACCAGUUCCCAAACCUGGACCCCACCGAAGCCCUGUGCCUUCCCUUGCCUGUUGCGGGGGGGGGGGGGGGGAGGAGGAACGCAAACACGGCCGCCCCGCCGCCCCCUCCAGCCCUGGUCACCGCAUGAUCUGCCCUGGCUAAACCCUCCUAGGCCAGCCAGGGUGGUGACAACCUGUGGCCUGCGGGAGGAGUAGAGCCAGCCCAGCCCUGUUUCACCAUCUGCGGGUACCGCUCGCCUCCACUACUGUUGCUUCAUGACCUGGCCGGUGCAGCUGCCCCGCGGUCACCGGCCUCGGUCCACACCUGCAGAGAUGUCCCAAGCCCUGUGCUCUUGCUAGGGGAGGACGGGGGAGGCAGAAGCCUGUCCCCCAGCUCGAGUCUUGGAGUAAUCAGGUGGAAAUGAAUAAAGGUGAGCCCUGGCCGC
Dipodomys ordii (Ord's kangaroo rat) is the source of this 1031-nucleotide messenger RNA. It is a transcript of the gene Msrb1, whose product is annotated as methionine sulfoxide reductase B1. The transcript is spliced from 4 exons. NCBI's taxonomy places the organism in Eukaryota, Metazoa, Chordata, Mammalia, Rodentia, Heteromyidae. The record is from RefSeq and is a predicted model, not a curated record. Gene Ontology annotation, molecular function: peptide-methionine (R)-S-oxide reductase activity.